UAAACAUCAAUACUACAAGAUCAUAAACUGAACCUACUGCUGUAGCUUUGUUGAAUUGAACUUGUCAAACAUGCCUAACGUCGACCUUGCUGUAGUUGGGAAGAACUUGUUGAAGAGCUCUGAUACUGGAGAGAAUGUAGAGCUCCAGUCUUUAUGGCAGGACCAGCCGGUGGUGUUCUUCUUCCUGCGCAGGUUUGGCUGUCAGGUGUGUCGAUGGAUGGCAUCAGAGGUCAGCAAACUAGAGCCAGACCUGAAAGCAAGUGGUGUAGCGUUGGUGGGAGUUGGACCAGAGGAGAUUGGGCUGAAGGAAUUUCAAGAAGCAGGGUUUUUUAAAGGAUCCCUUUAUGUUGACCAACAAAAGAAAAGCUACAAGGAUCUGGGCUUCAAAAGGUACUCAGCCAUAACUGUUGUACCUGCUGCAUUGGGGAAGAAAGUACGAGAUGUAGCCGCAAAGGCCAACGCUGAAGGUAUCCAGGGAAACUUCUCAGGAGAUCUGCUCCAGAGUGGAGGCAUGCUCAUUGUAGCUAAAGGUGGAGAAAAGGUCCUACUACACUUCAUCCAGGAUUCACCAGGAGACCACACACCUUUGGAGGACAUUUCUAAUGCUUUGGGCAUCUCAACAAAAGUACAAGCUGGACAGAGGCCAGUGUGCAAUGAUGAUGUUUGUACACGAUGAUGACGGCGCUGCCAACGCUACCUGAUGGACAUCUACACUUCGAGAAGUUAAAACAGAUUUUAAGAUGCAGAUUAUCAUUAAAAUGUUGUACUAAACAUAAAACUACUGACAAUGUACUGAAUUGGUGUUUAAU
Messenger RNA from Scomber japonicus (chub mackerel), 809 nucleotides. RefSeq names its product peroxiredoxin like 2B (gene prxl2b). The record is from RefSeq and is a predicted model, not a curated record. Bases 71 to 676 code for a protein of 201 amino acids. The transcript is spliced from 7 exons. Lineage: Eukaryota; Metazoa; Chordata; Actinopteri; Scombriformes; Scombridae.